Messenger RNA from Alligator mississippiensis (American alligator), 7531 nucleotides. RefSeq names its product coagulation factor V (gene F5). The transcript is spliced from 25 exons. Gene Ontology annotation, molecular function: copper ion binding. The coding region runs from base 294 to 6131 and encodes 1945 amino acids. The record is from RefSeq and is a predicted model, not a curated record. Lineage: Eukaryota; Metazoa; Chordata; Crocodylia; Alligatoridae.
AUUUUAUGCUGUCUUGUAGGGUUCAGGCUACUUUUCUACAGGGAAGAUAUGAGGGGGUGCUCACUUGAAAAUCAGCCUGAAGAACUGUUUAUCUCCACUAAUGAUUCCCAUCAGCGGGAGGAGGGGGAGGAGGAGGUGAAGAGCAGUGACCUGGGCGUUGCAAAUACUACUACUCUUGCAUCACUAACCACAGUGAAUGCAUUUCCUAGUCGGGAAGUUCUGAGAAGCAACCACAAAAACAGCAGCCACUGCCUGAUGCAUCUCCCAGAGCAGCAUCAGGAGCAGCUUGCACCAUGACAAACAGCUGCAAUCACCUCCUCCUCUGGAUGCUACUGGGUGUGUGGUGGCUGAGUCUGGAGCAGUGUGUGGUGAGAGCAGGUCGGAUCAGGGAGCAUUACAUAGCAGCACAGAUCACCAGCUGGAGCUACAGACCAGAACCUAAGGAAGAGACCAGAUUAGCAAGUACACAGCCCAUCUUUAAGAAAAUCACCUACAAAGCCUAUGAUGCUGACUUCAAGAAAGAAAAAACAAUGGAUCAAUUCUUGGGACUUAUGGGACCAACUCUACGUGCUGAAGUGGGAGACACUUUAGUGGUUCACUUUAAGAACAUGGCUGACAAGCCACUCACCAUUCACCCACAGGGCAUAGCUUUCAACAAACAGUCAGAAGGUGCCCUGUACAAUGACAGAACAUCGUUUGUUGAAAAGCUGGAUGAUGCUGUGCUUCCAGGCCAGGUCUAUAAGUACGUGUGGGAGAUCACUCCAGAAACAGGACCAAAAGAUGCUGACCUCCCCUGUCUCACCUACAUCUACUACUCGCAUGAAAACUUGACCAUGGACUUUAACUCUGGUUUGAUUGGAGCACUGCUUAUAUGUAAAGAAGGAAGCCUCAGGGAAGAUGGGUCGCAGCAGCUGUUUGACAGAGAAUAUGUGUUAAUGUUUGCUGUGUUUGAUGAAAGCAAAAGCUGGCAAAAAUCAGCAUCUGUUGAGUACACGAUUAAUGGUUACACUAAUGGGACCUUGCCAGACUUAACUGCCUGCACUUACGACAACAUUAGUUGGCAUUUGAUAGGAAUGAGCUCCAAACCAGAGAUUUUCUCUGUCCAUUUCAAUGGGCAAACCAUGGAGCAAUAUCAUCACAGGGUCUCAACCAUCAGCCUGGUGGCAGGUGCAGCAACCACCGCAAACAUGACUGUGAGCCAGAAAGGAAGAUGGCUGAUAUCUUCUCUUGUCCAAAAUCAUCUGCAAGCUGGAAUGCACGGUUACAUCAACAUAGAAAAAUGUGAGGGGAAAGAGGUGCUCAAGAAGAGGUUAUCCUUUGAAGAACGGCGUAUGAUAAAAGACUGGCAAUACUUUAUUGCUGCAGAGGAGAUCACCUGGGAUUAUGCUCCUAACAUUCCACCAGACAUCGAUAGACAAUAUAAAGCAAAGUACUUGGACAACUACGCAAAUCUCAUUGGCAAAAAGUACAAGAAGGCUGUUUUCAAGCAGUAUGCAGAUGCCAACUUCAUCAAGCGUCUAGAGAAUCCCAGGCCCAAGGAAACUGGAAUUCUGGGCCCUGUUAUCAGAGCCCAGGUCAAAGACAGAGUCCAGAUCGUGUUUAAAAAUAUGGCUAGUCGCCCUUACAGCAUUUACUUCCAUGGAGUGACACUUUCAAAGGAUGCAGAAGGAGCUGAUUAUCCACUAGAUCCCACAGACAACAGCACUCAAAGCAAAGCAGUUCAACCAGGAGAAACCUAUACAUAUGCAUGGAGUAUUUUUGACACAGAUCAGCCCACCACAGAAGAUUCGCAGUGCAUAACGAGAUUAUAUCACAGUGCUGUAGAUGUAACAAGGGAUAUUGCCUCUGGACUAAUUGGCCCACUUCUGAUUUGCAAAAGUGAAUCCCUGGACCAGAAGGGUGUGCAGAACAAGGCGGAUGUAGAGCAGCAGGCAGUGUUCGCUGUGUUUGAUGAAAACAAGAGCUGGUACCUGGAGGAUAACAUCAAGACAUAUUGCAGCAAUCCCUCCCAUGUUAAAAGGGACGAUCCCAAAUUCUACGACUCCAAUGUCAUGCUCACAAUAAAUGGCUACACAUCCGACAGUUCUGAAGUCCUUGGAUUUUGCCAGAAUGAUGUUAUUCAAUGGCAUUUUUCCAGCAUUGGCAUCCAAGAUGUAGUAUCUAUCCGUAUUUCUGGUCACUCUUUUUUGUAUCGAUGGAAGUAUGAAGAUGUAUUGAAUCUUUUCCCUAUGAAUGGAGAAUCGGUCGCGGUAGAAAUGGACAAUGUGGGUACUUGGCUCUUAGCCUCCUGGGGCUCCUCUAAAAUGAACUAUGGCAUGAGGCUGAGGUUUAGAGAUGCCAAAUGUGACACAGAGGAGGAUUAUCCUGAAGAUUCCGGAUUUGAGAUGAUAAGUUACACUGAGAAAACAAUGAAAAAUGUACCUGAAGCCGCAUCCAGCAAUAAAGAAGAAAAGAAAAGUGAGGAACCGGACAGCUCUAGUGAUGUGGACUAUCAAGACUAUCUGGCUGAUCAGCUUGGAAUUAGGACACACAAGAACAAUUCAAUGGUCAAUGAAGAGAGAGAGAAUCUUACUGCUCUGGCGAUAGAACAAGAAAGCAGCACCCACUCUGAGCAUCCAGCUGUAGCUGUUGGCUUAGGUCUGACACACAGGAAUAAAAGUGAUACCUGGGGCACUGAUGAGCUCUCGGGCCCUCAAAGCACAGCUUCUCUCCCAGCUGAAGGCAAGCACUUCUAUAAUAAUUACACAUCAUUCCCUGGAGGAGAGCUUUUGCUUUCAAACAACGAAAAAAUGGAAAGUCCUGAUGUGGUAUUUCAAGAUGAGGACGAAUAUGAAAGUGAGUGUGAAACAAGUCCUUGUCAGAUGUCUAGGAAUGAUGACAAAACACUUGCAAAUGACCAUUUGAGGAUGAGUAAGGAAGAUCAAACAGAAGAUGAAACAGAACUAUUUGCUGAAAGAGGGGAUGGGAUAAAUGCAUCUUUUGAAACACACUCUUCCAAAGAACAAGAGAAGGAAAAUGCAGGAACAGAACGUAGGUUCAAUCAAAAGAGAGAGAACCGAGACGUGCUAGAGACUUUGUUUUAUUCCCUCAAAAAGAUGCAUGCCCUCCUACUUUAUUUACGGGAAAAUAAAAAUGCUUCAUCUGUGAACAGCACUAGUUCACCUCAUUCCGCUCAGUAUGCAGAGAAUAUUUUGAGUUUAGCUGCAUUAGAUACUAGCCGGCUUACAAAUGAUAAUGUUGAUGACGCAUUUGUAGAGGAAGAGGAGGAAGCCAAGAAAAUAAAUGUUGAAUUUCUUAGAAAUGCAGUUAAUACAACUCUUGCUUUGGGCAACAGCUCUGAAAAGAAUGGGUCUAACUUGUACAAUCUCUCUGAAUUAGACAUAGCCACAAAAAAACAAGAAACCAAUUCUACUUUAGAACAUCCACUUGACAACUUAAUUCUUACUCCCAGUCCAGCGGUGAUGAAAGACGUUUUGGAAGUGCCAUCACCCAAUGACAUGGAGUAUCCCUCUAAAAUGACAAACAAGAAAUGGAAUCUGGUCUCUGUGAAAGAGAGUUUUGAGUUGGAGGCGAAUUCAGCUGAAGCUGCAAAUAGUAAGUUACAGCCUCAUUUCAGAAAUACCACGGGAGAUGGUGUGUCCCUGAAGAAGCAGGAGAUGUGGAAAUACAAUGGCUAUUUAGAGCCUACAGGGGGUGAACAGAAAGGAAGCAGCAAGCGUACAGCUGUGAGAGAGAGAAAGAGAACUGUGAAUGGUACCUUGAGUGCCUCCAGACCUUCAAUCAAGAUCCACAGGAAGAAAAAGGACAAUUUCAUAUUAACACCAAGAGGUGUGAGGCUCUCAGAGUCCUCCAGGCCAUCUGGAAAGCUCAAUUGCACAUUGUGGCUGAGUGAGGACAACCACACAGCAUUCCUUUGUGGGACCAACAAUACAUUGCUGCUUACUGAAGUCAACCACACAGCUCUGGUGAGUGGGACCAACAGCAUACUAACCCCAAGACAGUUUAAACCAGCUAUUGUGAUUGGUGUUCCCAAGGGCAAUGGGGAGUAUGACUAUUUUCCAGAAGAUGUUUACAGUGAAGUUGGAGAAGAUGACAUAUAUGACUAUCCUACAGUACCAUAUCAAGAUCCAUAUACAACAGACCCCAAACUCAACAUUAAUGAAGCCCGGAACCCUGAAGCCAUUGCUGUACAUUACCUACGUAGCAGAGGUCAUGAGAGGAAAUACUACAUUGCAGCUGAAGAGGUCUGGUGGGAUUAUGCAGGAUUUAAAGACAGCACAACAAUGAAUGGCAAAACCAGCCGUGACAGGGACAGCCCCAGAUACAAAAAAGUUAUUUUCCGAAGCUAUGCAGAUAGCACCUUUAAAAUUCCUCUAGAAGAUGGAGAAUAUGAGGAGCAUCUUGGUAUUCUUGGUCCCGUCAUCAGGGCUGAAGUGCACGAUGUCAUCAUAGUUCAUUUUAAAAACAUGGCAUCCAGAAGAUAUUCCAUCCAUGCUCACGGGCUUUUUUAUGAAAAGUCCUCUGAGGGAAGCAUUUAUGAAGAUGAGUCUCCAGAGUGGUUUAGAAGAGAUGAUGCAGUUGAACCAAAUGGGACCUAUAUCUACGUCUGGUUUGCAAACAAGCGGUCUGGCCCUACACAGCCUGGAGCUACUUGCAAGUCCUGGGUCUACUACUCUGAUGUAAACCUGGAGAAAGAUAUUAAUUCAGGCUUGAUUGGACCAAUAAUAAUCUGUCAAAAAGGAACCCUCAAUACGAAGAGCAACAGGCCAGUGAGGAACCAAGAGUUCUUCCUGCUUUUUAUGGUCUUUGAUGAAGAGAAGAGCUGGUAUUUUGAAGAGCGGUACAGAAAGACCUGCUCUGAGAAGACCCAAGACUGCCAUAAAAUCCCUGCCAUUAAUGGGAUAAUGCACAAUCUGCAAGGGCUGAAGAUAUAUAAAGGGGAACUGGUUCAAUGGCAUUUGCUGAAUAUGGGUGGGCCCAAAGACAUUCAUGUUGUUCGUUUUCAUGGCCAGAACUUCAUGGAACAAGGCGACCCAACACACCAACUUGGUGUCUACCCUCUCCUUCCAGGCUUUUCUCGAACUAUUGAAAUGACACCAGAAAAACCUGGCAUAUGGCUCUUGGACACUGAAGUGGGGGAAUAUCGGCAAGCAGGGAUGCAGGCAUUUUAUCUUGUUGUGGAAAAAGGGUGCAAAUUGCCAAUGGGUCUAGAAAGUGGAAUUAUACCUGAUGCACAAAUCAGUGCUGCUCAUUUCGUAGAGUACUGGGAGCCUAAAUUAGCAAGAUUAAACCAUGCUGGAACAUACAAUGCUUGGAGCACUGAAAUGAAGGAUGGUGACUUUCCAUGGAUUCAGGUGGAUCUGCAGCGGCACGUGAUAAUCACAGGGAUUCAGACGCAGGGAGCCAAGCAGAUGUUGAAGUCCUUGUAUGUCCAAAAGUUUUCCAUCGCAUAUAGCCAAGACAAACGGAAAUGGAUUACCUUCAAAGGAAACAGUACCAUGGCACAGGUUUUCGAAGGCAACUCGAAUGCCUAUGGGAUCAAAGAGAAUGUAAUAGAUCCUCCUAUUAUUACUAGGUAUAUCAGGGUGUAUCCAACAGCCUCCUACAACAGGCCUACCCUUCGUAUGGAACUCCUGGGCUGUGAAAUAGCUGGUUGCUCGAUGCCACUGGGAAUGGAAAAUGGCGAGAUUAAAAAGGCUCAGAUUACAGCCUCUUCCUUUAAGAAAAACUGGUAUAAAUCAUGGGACCCUUCACUCGCUCGCCUCAAUCAGAAAGGGAGUGCGAACUCCUGGCAAGCAAAGUCAAACACCAACCAGCAGUGGCUGCAGAUUGACCUCCUUAAAACUAAGAAGAUAACAGCCAUUGCAACCCAAGGUUCCAAGUCCAUGACUUCAGAACAGUUUGUAAAAACCUACAGCAUCCUUUAUGGCGACCAAGGCUCUGAAUGGAAGUCUUAUAUGACUGAUUCAAGUUCUCUGACAAAGGUGUUCUUGGGGAAUGACAAUGCCAAUGGACACGUCAAGCAUUUUUUAAACCCACCCAUAAUUUCCAGGUUCAUCCGCAUCAUUCCUAAAACCUGGUAUCGGAACAUUGCUCUGCGUGUAGAACUCUUCGGCUGUGAUUUUUCCUAGGGGCUGGAUACACAGGUUACAGGGGACAGUCAAAGCUUGGGAACCCAAAAGCUUUCAGCAGCAUCUGUGAAAAAACACUUCUUUUAAGAACACUUUAAAUAUUAAAUAACAAUAUUUAGUACUUUCAGAAGUGCCUUAUAUACAUAGAUCUUAAUGUCAUUUGCUAGCAUGCAUUAAGAAAGCAAUUUCAUGGGCAAAGGUAUUGUUCAUAUAAAAGUGCAAUUAGUAAAGAAAAGUAACAAAUAAGAAAUCCACUGAGCAAGAAGGUUUCCUGUAGGAAUCUGUGUACCCAAACGGCUGCAUGGCCUCUGUCUGCCACUGUCUUCUCCUUUCCACCCAGCCGCAACUGCCUGUGAUUUUGUUUUUAACCUCACAUAGAUUGUAAAGUCCUGGAGGGCAAAGACCACAUGCUUGAUCAUGAGCCCUUAUUUUACUCUCUUUAUACUGCUCCCACAGUACAAAAAGGGGAACAGGAAACUAACAGAUCUCCCUUCUUGUGCAUUUUCCUUGUAUGGGGGGAGUCCACAAUAGAUAGAGAGCUAAUACCUACAUUUCUACCCUUUUCUCCCUGGCAUUUGGGCAGGGAAGGAAGCAAGAUGCAGCACUCCAGCAUAACCCAUAGGUGGCGAAUGAUCCCUGACAGGGUCAUAGACAGUCAGGGUACAUUAGAAAAGCUAUCAUGCUACUCUGGGCUAUACUGUGGCUGAAGUAGAACUGGUUCCAGGAACAGAGAAACAAGGCCAUAUCUUUAGAUGUGCUUUGCAAAUGCCAAGCACACCUAAGGCACUUUAAUGUGUAACACCAGAGCAUCCUUCAGUGCCCCUGGGGGGGGAGGGGUCAGCAUGCUUUUCAUUUGCAGGUGGGAAAGACAGUCAGAGGAAGAGGCAAAGUCUAAGGUUUUGAACCAGAGUAGUAGAACAAGAAAUAGACUUUGAGCUAUCAGUCCCAUACAGACUGCUAGUCCAUGCUUCCUUUCAGAAAGUAAUUGACCAUUCUUGGCUGUUAAUUAGGAACACAGAAAUGUAGUAGAUGAAACACCUACAUCUUAUCUACAUAUCUAUGUCUAAGUGCUCAAUACUAACUUAGGCUUCAGUGCUGUAAGCUGUUCUGUACCCUCCCCAGGCUUGCUUGGAGCCCAGCUGACCAGGCAGAAAUAUCUUGUAGAACUGUGUUUUUUAAGUGGUAUUGGACUGUGACCCUAUAAAGUAUUGUUUUGAUUUCUUUUGAGAUCACAUGCAUAUGUUUCAAAGGAAGUUUGUGUAAUAAGUGAAAGAAUAUUGUUAAAAAACUGCACUCAGUAUAUAUUUUCACAUUUUAUUUCGAUAUUCCUAUUUUAAUUUCAUAACAUAUUACUAUUUUUCAUUUGAAAAUAAACAUGACUUCCUGGAAUGAAGAUCAAA